AUGCCGAUACCUAUUUGGAGGUUUGGAAAAGGAUUUGAAAUCAUUCGCUACCCCCUGCAUCAAGUACUUUCGAUUCUGAUUGGUAUAACUAUCGGCUGGACGGUAGCUGCUAUACUGACCGUCACCAAUUACCUAAGUGCUGAUGUAAAAAGUGAGCAGUUCUUCUCUCGGACAGACACGCGCAUGCACGUAAUCUCCUCAGCACCAUGGUUGUAUGUUCCAUAUCCAGGUCAGUUUGGUCCAUCUUCCUUUAGUGGUGGAGUUUUCAUAUCAUUUAUGGUACCUACUAUAGUGUCUAUAAUUGAUUCAAUUGCUGACUAUUACGCAUGCGCAAGAACUGUUAAGGCACCAUCCCCUCCUGUGCACGCUAUCAACAGAGGUGUGGCUAUGGAAGGCAUGUUUAGUGCUAUUGCUGGGAUGUUUGGGGCCGGACAUGCCACUACCACAUAUGGUGGAAAUAUUGGUAUCAUAGGCAUGACAAAGAUGGCUGUCGUGGCGAUCAUUGGCAAAUUCACCGCCUUUUUUGUCACUGUGCCAUAUGCCGUGCUCGGAGCAACAAGCAUCAUAUGCGGUGGUGCCUUCGUCGGUUUGGUUUUCUCUAACCUCUUUUACUUAGAUGUCAAGUCUACACGAAACCUCACUAUUGUCGGAAUGUCUAUAAUGAUCGGAAUUAUGGUUCCGCGCUGGUCAGAGAAAAAUCUUGACGUAUUUGAGACAGGUAUACAGGAACUCACUAACAUGUUACAAAUAUUAAUGACAAGUCCGAACCUUGCUGGGGGAAUCAUAGCGUGCUUACUAGACAAUACCAUACCAGGUACUAAGGAGGAAAGGGGAAUGAUAGCGUGGUUAGGAGGAGGAGAUGAGGGAGAUACCAAAGUAGACUAUGAGGAGGGAACGGAACUGUACGAAAUUCCUGCUCUCACAAAACAACUCCAAAAGUUUAGGAUAUGCAAUUAUAUUCCAAUUUUUCCGACGUUUAGAAAAAUGGAGUAA
Molecule: messenger RNA, 993 nt
Organism: Ylistrum balloti
Lineage: Eukaryota; Metazoa; Mollusca; Bivalvia; Pectinida; Pectinidae
Product: solute carrier family 23 member 2-like
Exons: 6
Coding region: 1-993 (330 amino acids)
Biological process (GO): transmembrane transport
Cellular component (GO): membrane
Molecular function (GO): transmembrane transporter activity
Source: RefSeq, a predicted model, not a curated record